UUUGAAAAAGAAUAUUUACAACUUUUUAGGUUAAGCUUUGUUUACUAAUUGUAAUUUAGUAAUUCUGAUGUAAAAUGAGUUUAAAGGAGAGAAAACAUUUAAAGAAGAUAAAGAAAGAGAACGCCAGGAAGAAGGUUAAAUUGAGUAACUCCAGUGAGUGUGAGGAUGAAAGCGAACAUGAACUAUAUUACUAUGCCAAUGACAGAGUAAAGUUAAUGAAGGAGAUCUUGAAGACUCUUAAAACAAGGAAAAUCAAAUCACUCACACCAGAAUCUCUAAAGAAUUUUGAUAUGGAGGAGAUAAAAACAAUGUUGCUGGAGGAGUUGCUGGGCAUCUCGAAUAAAAGACUGAAGAAAAUAUUCGAGGGUCAGAACACUGAUGACGAGAGCUCCUCCACAGAUGAGGAUCAAGCAGCUGUAGAUGUCAUUUCGCUGGAUGAGAUUUCAGAUGAAGAGGACUUCUGUUUCGUCGAUGAGAGUCCCAAUGAGAAGAAAAAGAUGGAUCCAAAGAACGACAAAUCAAAAAAUUCGAGGAGACGCAAGAUCAAGAACGAACUGAAACUGGAGAACACCAAACCUGAAGGCGAAAAUGAGAAACUGCUGAGCGUACUGGAACUGCUCGAGCUUCAGGCCAGAGCGAGAGCGAUCAGAUCUCAGUUGGCCAUCGAAGCCGAGAGUAAAAGCAGAGCGGCGGAGAAGGCGGCCAAUUCUGGUUCCGAUUCCGAUGUGAUCGUGGAGAGUCCGAAAGUCAACGAGAUCGUCAUCAGCUCGAGCGAGUCCGAGCCGGACAACAGUAAAAGCAAGAGGAAGAAGGGGCAGAAAGUUAAGAUUAUUAGGGAGAGACGCAACGUCGAAAUGGCCGUAGACGAAAAGUCUGCUGAAGAUCCGCCGCCUCGAAAUAUUAUUGUAUCUGUACAGAAAGAAACGGCAGCAUUGACUGUUGGUGAUGUUAGUGAGGACGUUAUAAAUUUGGAUGUGGUGGAAAUCGAAGGAAUCGACGAUUGAUUUAUUUUUUCAAAUAGGCAACUCCAUUUACACCAUAGCUUUGGAUUGUAAGUGGAGUUGCCUACACUUGCGCGUUAUUCAUUUGGGAAGACAGUUUUACACUAGGAAAAUAUUGCGUAAUUUUUUUUUAUUUAUUUAAAUAACGUUGCCGCAAUUUCAAAUUUCAAAGUGAAGAUAUGAAUGCUGCAUUUUGUGGACACGAGUUAUACGAGUAUUAAUGAAAUUAUAAUUUAUAUUUGUAGAUUAAUUAUAAGCUACAGAAUGUUAUAUGUAUAUUAUGAAACAUCAAUAAGUUGUAAAUUUGACAAAUAAAUUAUGUGCGUUAAUUAACUGUCAAAUAGGGUUUGUUGAUGUCAUUAGAAAUUAACAGCCACCUAAUUGUCAGUUGUAAUGACAUAAUGGGGUGUGAAUUAAUUGUUUUUCAAAUUCUGGAAUUAUCCCGUUUCUUGUUUGUGUGAAAGGAAAGGAGAGUACGAGGAGUAUUGGCGGGAAACGACGAGUGUCCCAUGUGAUAAACACGAUGCAGGAGGCAAUAAAUUUCGUCCCGUCUCAAGGUUCCCAGGUAAAAUGCCCGAGGGCACCGAUUCAUUGUAGUAAGCCUUGAAUGAUAUUACGAGCACCAAUACGCAUACAGUUCGCUUAUUAUUUGCUGUUCCUCCUCUUCAUCGAAAUAUUAUAUUAUAUUUAGAAAAAGCAAAGCAGAAGGACACCACGAGACGAAACGUAAUGGACGAACCUUGAACUGAUACACACACAUACAUGUGUGUGUAUUUCGAAAGAAUCCUAGAAAAGAACAAAAAACGAAUACAAAUAUGCGCAUAUUUCGCAACUGUAGUUACGCAUUCCUUUCGGAAAUUCGGUCGAGCCAUGACGACUCGAUGAACAAUGACACGGCCUGAAGGGUAGACUGGUGAAACGGACAGCGGCGGCGACUAAUUAAAAUCCUCCGCAACGAACCGUAGAAGACGAGAGGGAAACAAGAUUAUGUGUUUAUAUGUAAACCAGUUUCGGCGGCGCAGACCGAAAGGAUCCACCUAAUCAUGUAACAUAUAUGACGAUGAUUCCUAACUAAACAUGCGCAUCGCGAUUGGGAUCGUUGCGCUUCAAACGCUGUAAUUACGUGAAAAAUGCAAUUUGUCUUAACAAACAAACAAAUACAAAUUUCCAAGAGCAAUUACAACCGGUAUGCGCGCAUCCUUUGCUGCAGUCUCUUUCCAUUUGUGGACGCGACACUUUUGUAACGAAUUUCGAUCGUUUCUAGCUGUUGAAUUUGUUAAAUAUUUAACAAGUAAAAUGAUUAACUUUUGUGUGGAUGUACGUUCAUUGGUAAAAGUAUGCCAAGGAAGAGUAACAAAAAAAAAAUGGUUAAGGGAUAUAACGGUUCGUAGCGGAGUAGGCGUGGUGAGGGGUUACGCAUUUCUUUUUUUUUUUACGAUCAGAGAACGAUUGUCGCGAGGGGUCUGUGCAGAGAGUGGCCAGCUUUGAUGAGAGGAAGGAAGAGAUGAGAGGGAAGAUCGCUGCGUAUAAUACCCCUGCAAGGAACGGAUGAACGCUUGCGGGAAGGAGAAGGACGGACGGUCGGUUCCGUCGCGCACUAUUCUGCAUUCUUUUUGCACGGAUCAAAGCUCUCUAUCGCCGGUCGAAAGUCACGCCAGGAGCGCCGCUCGAUCUCUUCUCUCUCUCUUUAUUUUGAUUCGUCGAGUGCGAAUGCCGGUUUCUGGGGGGGCGGACGGCCGAAGAGCGCUCAUCACCAGGCGAUCUGCUACCGGUUGCUCUGCUUUCCAACAUUAUUGUGAUAUCACAAUCAUUGCUUGCGAGAGUAGCGAUCGUUGACUAACGUAUGUCUUUCUUCUUCUGCUCCUGCUGCGAGAACCGGAAGAUCGGCGCGACUAACAAAGCGUCGGCAAGGGACGAAUAAGAAGUGUUUAUGUUCUUUUGUUGCUGUUAUUGUUGUGACGCGAGCUGUCGGCACGCGAAAGGAGUCUUUGCAUACGUGGCGCGCUUUUCACCUAGCAUCAUUGCUGUGAUAUCACAAUCAUUGCGUUACGAGUAGCAGCAGCAGCAAGCGGCAAGCAGGAUUAGCUUCUGUUGCUGCCUGCAACAUCGCCGCCUCCAGCCGUGCGUUCUUCUGUUUCUGCAAAGACGAAGAAGGAUAAGUGUGUAUGUUUCUUUUUUUCUCUCUUCUUCGUUGUGUCGUUGUGAACUGCCGACACACGAAAGGCACCGAAGGAUAAUUUUUA
Molecule: messenger RNA, 3244 nt
Organism: Nicrophorus vespilloides
Lineage: Eukaryota; Metazoa; Arthropoda; Insecta; Coleoptera; Silphidae
Exons: 3
Coding region: 75-1004 (309 amino acids)
Source: RefSeq, a predicted model, not a curated record